Molecule: messenger RNA, 3783 nt
Organism: Colletotrichum karsti
Lineage: Eukaryota; Fungi; Ascomycota; Sordariomycetes; Glomerellales; Glomerellaceae
Product: subtilase
Exons: 9
Coding region: 1-3783 (1260 amino acids)
Biological process (GO): proteolysis
Cellular component (GO): cell wall; cytosol; membrane
Molecular function (GO): serine-type endopeptidase activity; tripeptidyl-peptidase activity
Source: RefSeq, a predicted model, not a curated record
AUGCGUGUGGCGAGCGUCCUCGUUUCCGCGCUGGCUUUGGCCGGCACGGGUGUUGCCAAGAUCUCCAAGCGUGCCGUUGACGACGAUGCCCGUCCGUCCAACGACACUGCUGUGGCGCCCAAAAAGUUCAUUGUUGAACUAGAGCAGGGAGCCGACAAAGAUGCCCUCGUCAAAGAGAUCGAGGCCAAGGCCGGAAGCAAGGUCCUGAAAGUCUUCGACUCAUCCAUCUUCAGCGGCAUUGCCGUUGAGUCCGACAGCGAGAACACAGACUCGCUUGAGGCUCUACUCCCGGUCGUCAAGGCGUGGCACUCCACCCGGAUUCAACUCGCCCCCGUUGUCACCGGAGACUCCUUCAGCGACGAUGCCGCCGCGCUCAACUACUCCAUCCACUGGAUGACGGGCGUAGACAAGCUUCAUGAGCAAGGCAUUUUCGGCAAGGGUGUCAAGGUCGGUAUCGUGGAUACCGGCACUGAGUACACCCACCCGGCUUUGGGAGGAUGCUUCGGAGCCAACUGCAAGGUCGCGGGCGGAUAUGAUUUUGUCGGUGACGAGACCAACUGGCCCUUCCCUGGCGAGGAGAGACAGCCGGACGAGGACCCCAUGGACCAGGCCGGCCACGGGACCCACGUCGCCGGUAUCAUUGCCGGCAAAAGCGUGGAGUUUACCGGAGUCGCUCCCGAAGCCACCAUUUACUCGUACAAGGUCUUUGGCCCUAACGAAGGCACUGGUGAGGAGGUCCUCAUCGAGGCUUUCCUGCGUGCCUUCUCCGACGGCGUCGAUAUCAUCACUGCUUCUGUCGGCUCGACUGGUGGCUGGAGCCAGAAUGCCUGGGCUCUGGUCGCGGACCGCAUCGUCCAGCAGGGCGUUGUUGUCACUAUCGCCGCUGGUAACUCUGGUGACGUCGGCCCCUUCUUCGCCAGCAGCGGAGCCUCCGGAAAGGACGUUCUCGCUAUUGGGUCUGCCGAUGCCUCCAUUGUUUCGGCUCGCCAGUUUGCCGGUACCUUCAACCUCGACGGCCAGUCGAACCGAACUAUUCUCGGCUACCGUCCCGCCGAGGAGCUGUUCCCUGCGGAAAUUGUCGGUUGGCCCAUCGUCCCUGUUACUCUCAACAUCAGCGUCGAGAACGAUGCCUGUGAACCUUUGGCUGAGGGCAUCAACUUCAACAAUACCAUCCCGCUCGUGCGGUUCGAUGAGGGCUGCGAGGAUUGGCAGAGGCAGAGAUGGGUUCAGGAACGCGGUGCCAGGUUCAUGCUCUUUUACCUGACCGACAGGCCUGUGCUCGGUUCGUCUGGCAGAGGCUGGGCACAGAGCGACUGGGGUCUGUUGUCCAAGGACGCCGGCGAAGCUAUUGUCAAGACUUAUAUCGCUGGCGGCAACGUCACUGCCGACUUCUCUCUCGACCAGAACAGCAACUACGUCGCCAUGUAUAACUCCGGUGGCGGCAAGCCCUCUGUCUUCACUUCGUGGGGAGGCACCUUCGACCUUGAGCUGAAGCCCGAUGUUACAGCCCCCGGUGGCCGCAUCUUCGCUCCCUUCGUCGGCCAUCGCUACCGCGAUCUCUCCGGCACGAGCAUGGCCUGCCCGUACGUCGCCGGUGUAGCAGCACUCUACAUCUCCGCGCACGGUGGCCGCUCCGUCCACGGCGCCGGCUUCGCCAAGGCCCUUCACGCUCGUAUCACCGCAUCCGGCCGCGCGAUCCCCUGGUCUGACGGCAGCACCAAGGACUUUGGCUUCUGGGCCCCUCCGAUCCAGGUCGGUAGCGGUCUGAUCGACGCCGCCGCCGUUCUCAACUCCACUUCGCAGCUGUCCGGAGAGAUUAAGUUCGCGCUCAACGACACGCACCACUUUUCGCGCUACCACCAGGUCGACAUCACCAACACGGGCGCCACGGAGCUCGAGUACCGCUUCCAGGUGCAGAGUGCCGCCGGGUUUGAGUCGUACUGGACCCCUGAAGCUGCGUCGAACCCGGAUCUCAUCGCUAUUCCUCGCAUCAAGGAUUUCCCCGAGAUCGUGCCGUUCAAGAUCGAUGCUGUUGUUGGUCUGCCAUCCGGUACUUUCAAGGUCGGACCUGGGGAGACCAAGACUGCCAAGUUCACCUUCGACAUCCCUCAAGGGCUGAACUCCUCUAGAUUGCCGGUCUGGAGCGGCAAGGUCUUGAUCAGCGCGAGCAAUGGCGAUGUUCUCUCGGUGCCCUACUUCGGCGUUGGCGGAAGCAUCAAGCAUGACAUCGUCGACAUGUUCUACACCUCGAUGGGAUACCCGAAAAUCGCCUCUGGCGUGAACCGAACACUAAUCACCGAGAAGUCGAGCUUCAACUUCGACCUCUCCCUCGCGGCCCAGGACUUCGUCAGACUCCAAGUCGCCCUUACGUGGGGUACUCGCGAGCUCCGUUGGGAUAUCUUCGAGCCGUCCUACGAGGAACGCGAAUGGGUCUACCCUCCCGUCGUCGGCUCCAACAAGUACAUCGGCUCCGUCGCCUCCUUCGACGUCUACAACAGCCCCAACUACCCCGUCUUCGACCCGGCCACCGACAGCGUGAACAACACCUUCUCCUACCCGCUCCAGUACCAGCCGCGCGACUCCCCCUACGAGUCGUGGUGGCUCGGCAAGCUGGCGGACGGCUCCCAGAUCAAGCCCGGGAAGUACAAGAUGCGCAUCGCCGCUCUGGUGCCGUUUGGAAACCCCAAGGCGUCGGAUAACUGGGAGAUCUACCAGACUCCUGUGAUUGAGGUUCUGCCUCUGCCUGCUGGUAACACUACCGCCACGAGCACGUCACCGUACGCAAACGACCACCACUCGGCGGUACUUGCGACCGGCGCCGCUCCGGACCCCCUGGACCUCUCCGAGGAUUGGCUGCAGAGCCUGCGUCUGAUGCACCACUACAGCACCGUCACCUGCAACGAGUUGCCGCAUGAUGCCUGCACCGAAGAGCUGUGGAAGACGGCUAUACCCGAGAUGGCAUGUUCCCAUAAAUUCCUAAUGCAUGGCUUGCUUGCUGUCGCGGCGCUGCACUACGCCCACAGCCACCCCUCGGAGCGGAGGAAGUGGGACAUCAUCUCGGUGCACCACCAGAACCUGGCGCUUCGUUUCUUUGCGACGCGCCUGAACGACAUCGACACGACCAAUUGCGAGGCCUACUUCUUCCUCGCGACGCUCAUCUUCAUCGUUAGUGUGUACUCCGUCGCCCACGCCGAGACCCUUGGCCGGCCGGUCGGUCUCGGGGACGUCGCACAGUCCUUCAGGUUCCUGCACGGGGUGAAGGGGAUUCUCGAUUUCCAGCCGCUGGAGCAGUGGAGGCAGCGCGGCGGGCCGUUGGACGUUCUCCUGCGGACGCCGCAGAUCUCGCCCGGGAUGAACACCGCGAGCCCGUUUCAGAAGCGGCUCGACGCCAUAACGGCGCUCGCGAGAGAGGUCCCCGCUUCGUUCCACGACGUCAUCAACGAGCAGACUGUCUGCGUACUGGCGCUGGAGUCGCUGCGCAGAUCGCAUCAGAUUGUUACCACCGACGGCGAAAAGCCCGGCAGUGUUUGGGGCUGGUGUGUAACGUUGCCGGUGUUGUUCAUCGAGAUGGUCGGGAACGGACAUCCGACUGCACUGGUGAUUCUGGCGCAUUUUGCUGCGUUGCUGAGGAUGUGUGAGCAUGAUGACUGGGCCUGUGGAGGGUGGAGCAAGGGGGUGAUGCUGAUGGUCGACGAUGUCAUUGACGACGAGUGGAGGCCCUGGAUAGAGUGGCCUAAGAAAAGUUUGUUGGAGAAGAUAGAUGUUGAUAAGAUGGAUAUGUAA